Messenger RNA from Funneliformis caledonium, 738 nucleotides. Lineage: Eukaryota; Fungi; Glomeromycota; Glomeromycetes; Glomerales; Glomeraceae. The record is from the annotation of a GenBank genome assembly.
AUGGGAAAAGUCAGAGAAAUUGUCAGGGUUGUAGGAAUUUUCCUUGUUCCUUUGCAAUUAGCAGCGGCAAUUUAUUUGGCUGCCACUAUAAAAAAUUCUUCAUGGCCGGAGCGCGGGCAAGAAAUGUCAAGUAUUACCGGCUUACCAAUAUGGUUUGUUGCUCCCUGUCCUCACCGGUCACCUGGGAGCGAAAGAACCACGUCGGAAUUUGCUUCAGCUAUUGUCACUGGUGUGGCAAGCUUUGCAUCUAUCUUUAUUAAAAUAAUGGGCAUAUUGAAUAUAAAAUCCAUCUUGCAAAAUUUAUUUGAUUUAAUACCAGGCAAAAAAGAGCAAAGUUUGCUAAGUUCUCGCUACCAACGCUAUCAUGUUAUUGAUGAUAAUUCUAAAGAAAAACGUCCCAGCUUGAAAAUCCCUGGUGUCCAUCAGACGUUAAUUCAUUUUAACACCAUCAUUACCGCUUACGUCUCCACCACAUUUAUAGCCCUGAUUGCAGGAUUGAUCUUUGGCGUAGGAAAAGUGUGGGGAUUUUUUGGAAUAUUUCAUAAUAUUAUGGAGGUUUUCAUCGUGGCCGCGAGCAUUAAGUCAGUUGCCAUGGUAUUGGGAUAUGAUGUUCUUCAAGUUUCAAGGCAAGUUCUUUUUUGUUUUACGUGUCCCAAACAGUUAUAUCGGCACCUUGGUGAGGUUCUAGUGUUUUCUGUGAGUAAUGCACGUAAAUGGCGUAUAUCGGGAAAGCGAUAA